GUUCAGCCCCUUGCUGUCCAUCCACCGUCCACGGGCUCUCCCCUCUCUUCCGAGCCCAACGUCAACUCCCCCCGCUACUCCGACCAGUCGGCAGAUGGCUCUCCCGACCCCGGUGUGCCCAGCACCGCCGACCGCUCCCCCCCUGACAAGGACCGCUCGUCCUCCAACAGCGUCAAGGACGAUGACGCUGACUACCAGAUUCAGACGGAGGACGACGAAUCAAUGAGCGAGCUGACCGACGCGGACGGUGAGGGCGGCCUCCCAGCCAUCGCCCUUGCCACUGCCUCAGCGAACGACGUCGCGGGCAAGCGGAAGCGCGUGGAGGCCACUGCUGCUGAGGCAGCUAAACUCGAUCCUGAGCUGUAUGGUUUACGCCGAUCCAACCGCACUGAGCAGGCGUACCAAACACCCUCAUCCCCCUCAGAUGUUGACGAGGAGUCUGACGACUCGGACAGCCGUGAGACGUCCCGUCGACCAACGAAGAAGAGCAAGAAGGCUGGGUCUAGCAAACCCAAGCCUCGACCAAAGCUUCCUGUACGGGCCAAAUCACCAUCAGAUGAUGACAGUUACCACCCCAAUGCGCGUGAGGCUGCACGUCUCAGCGCCAACCAGAAGAAGGUGCCAAACUACAUCGAAGAGCUGUCCGACCAUGUGGAGGAUUACUCAGAGUCUGAGGUUGGGCAAUGGGCACCGCAGGAAGAUGCUGAACUAGAAGACAGUCACGAGAUUGAGAGCGUCUGGGGUUGGGAGCGCGACGAAACUCGCAUUGACGAUCCCGAAGAUCUCCCAUACGAAAACCUGCGCUUCCACAUAAAGUGGAAGAGCUUCUCUCAUCUUCACAACACUGAGGAGACCUACGAGUUCCUCAAGCGCUUCAAGGGCCUGAAGCGUGUGGAUAACUUCAUUAAGCAGGUGCUGCAGCCGUACAACCAUGUUUUGAAGCAUGGUUCUCGGGAAGAGGUGGAAGCUGUUCAGAUCGACCGUGUGCAGAAGCUAGAAGAAAGUGAAGGUUUCAAGACAAUAGAGCGGAUCCUGUCCGAUAGGCAGGGUGAGGAAGAGAUCGAGUAUUUCUGCAAGUGGAAAGGAUUGCAGUACCAGGACUGCACUUGGGAAACCAAGAAAAACCUUGACCAAUUGGAAGAUGGCGUGAAGGCCAUCGAUCAGUAUAGCGCAUUUAUUCACACCCCCUAUGCUCCUCAGAGGAGCGAGCACUACCCCACGGGUAGUCGUCCUGGGUACAAACCGAUGAAGGAAGAUCCGGGAUAUAUCAAGAGAACCGGCGGACAGCUUAAGCCUUUCCAGCUGCAUGGCCUGAACUGGCUGCAACAUCUUUGGUCCAAGGGAGAGAAUGGUAUCCUGGCCGACGAGAUGGGUCUUGGCAAGACUGUUCAAACUGUCACUUUCCUAUCAUGGCUUGCACACAGCCGCCACCAGCACGGUCCAUUUUGUGUGGUCGUCCCAUUGUCCACCCUGCCUGCCUGGUGCGAUCAGUUUAACGCCUGGGCGCCUGAUCUGUACUGGGUUGUCUGGUACGGUAGUGCGCGCUCUCGCGAGGUAAUCCGAGAGUAUGAGUUCUACACGGGACCAAAAGGCAACCGGAAGCCCCGCUUUAACGUGCUCAUCACUACCUACGAGUACAUCCUCAAGGACCGCGAUACUCUGCAGGGUAUCAAGUGGCAGGCACUCGCCGUAGAUGAGGCGCAUCGGCUGAAGAACAGCGACGCGCAGCUUUACGAGACGUUGUUUGGCUUCAACUGUGCGUUCAAGCUGCUCAUUACCGGCACACCCCUGCAGAACAGUAUUAAGGAGCUGCUAGCCCUCAUGCACUUCCUCGCUCCUCAGCACUAUUCUCUGACCACUGCUGACGAGUACGAGCACGCGACACCGGAAGAACAGCAGAAGUUCAUCGAGCAGCUGCAGGAUCAAUUGUCCGGCAUGAUGCUCCGCCGGUUGAAGCGGGAUGUUGUUAAGGAUAUGCCGACAAAGUCUGAACGUAUUCUUCGCGUGGAGAUGUCAGCUUUGCAGCGACAUUACUACAAGAACAUCCUGACGAAGAACUUCGUUGUGCUCAAGAACAAGGGGCCCAGCGGCGGCCCGGGUCCUCAGAUCAGUUUGCUCAACAUUGCCAUGGAGCUGAAGAAGGCUGCCAACCACCCCUACCUCUUCGACGGUUGCGAGGAACAUUCUGACAACCCGGAAGAACAGCUCAAAGGCAUCGUCAUGUCGAGUGGGAAGAUGGUCCUUCUUGACAAACUCCUGCAUCGCUUGAAGACCGACAGUCACCGUGUGUUGAUCUUCAGUCAAAUGGUUAGGCUCUUGGAUAUCCUUUCUGACUACCUCACGAUGCGUAACUACCAGCAUCAGCGCCUUGAUGGUACUGUCUCGUCGGAGAUCCGUCGGAAAGCGAUUGAACAUUUCAACUCUGAAGGCUCACAGGACUUCGUCUUCCUGCUCUCUACACGUGCUGGUGGCCUUGGGAUUAACUUGGAGACUGCAGAUACCGUGAUCAUCUUCGAUAGCGAUUGGAACCCGCAGAAUGACUUGCAGGCGAUGGCUCGCGCCCAUCGUAUUGGCCAAAAGUCUCAUGUCAGCGUGUACCGUUUUGUCAGCAAAGACACUGUCGAAGAAGAUGUUCUCCAAAGGGCAAAGGCGAAGAUGGCCUUGGAAUAUGCCGUCGUCGGCCAAACUGACACUUCUGGCUUCACGGAAGACAAGAAGAAGAAGAAGGGCGAGGCUUCCAAGGACCAGUCAGAUCCUCGUAACAUGGAUAAGGAAGAGCUGAGCGCAAUUCUCAAGUACGGCGCACAAAACAUGUUCAAGAGCGACGAUUCCCAGCAAACCCAAAAGCUGGCGGAGUUGGAUCUGGACGACAUCCUCAAGCAUGCCGAAGACCACGAGACGGAGGCCGCUGCCGCUGUUGGAUCUUCUUCGUUCGGCGGUGCAGAGUUUCUCCAAUCAUUCUCCGCCAUCAGCGACGUCAAGGCCGACAUCGAGUGGGAGGAUAUCAUUCCCUUAUCCGAACGUGAGAAGGCCGACAAGGAGAAGGACGAAGAAGAGCGCAAGAAAGAAGAGCAGAGGCAGGCUCAGGGUCGGAAGAGGGCAGCUGCUCAGGUCGCACCUGGCACGUAUGAGAUUGAUGGUCUUGCUCCCAGCCCCCCGGCUGGGAAGAAGGCAAAAGGUGCCUCGAAAGCUGGCAGUGCCAAUGGUGCUCAACGAAAAACAGCCGCUCAAAAGUCGAUGGAGUUAAAGGAGCGCGAUAUCCGAGUCCUGAUCCGUGGACUGCAGAAGUGGGGCGACAUCAGGCUGCGCUUCGAAGAUGUCGUCAAAGAGGCACGGUUAGAUGAUAAGAACCGCGAAGUUCUCAUUCAGACUGCCGAAGAAGUUCUCAAAGUCUGUGAAGAUGCAAUCGACAAAAAUAGACAGGAACGGGCUGCCCGCCAGGAAGCGGGAGAAGUCGUUCUACCUCUUCAGAAGAGCAAGGCUGUUCUUGUUGCGUACAAAGGCGUCGCCAACAUCAACGCCGACACCGUGGUAUCUCGCAUUCGCGACUUGUCCCUGCUACAUAAAGAGCUGGACAAGGUGACCGACCCCUAUACCUGGCGCAUUCCUGCCGAGCAUCUUCGCCCAACUCUCAACUGGAACAACAAGUGGGGCCCGGAAGACGAUGCGAUGCUCUUGGUCGGCGCUUGGAAGCAUGGGUUUGGUAAUUGGGAAGCCAUCCAGGCCGACCCGGCAUUGAAUCUUCACGGCAAGUUCUUCCUUGAAGAAGACAAGAAGGCUGCUGGAAAAGGAGAAGGCAAGCACAGCGCGGCUGAUUCUUCUCAAAUCGACGCCACUCAGCCUGUCGAUGCCAACAAGCUGAUCCCCAAUGCUAUUCAUUUGGUUCGCCGGGGCGAUUACCUUCUAAACGUCCUCAGAGAACAGCAGGAGAAUAUGAAGGCUAUGCAGGCUACUCUGCGCGGUGCAAAGCUGGCACCAACUCCGAAGGCAAAGCCGGAGGCGCCGCCGCCGCCCGCUCCAGCGUCUUCUUCGAAGAAACGGCGUGCAACACCAGAGCCUGCAAAUGGAGAUCAACCGAAAAAAAAGCAAAAGAGGCGACCAACGCCGACCUACACGGAUUCAGAGUCAUCCGACGCAGAGUGUGAAUCGAUGGAUGAAGCUGCUACUAAGGAAGAGCUUCGACCGGUCAAAACAUUCCUUAAGCGGCUACGGCACAAUGAUGAUGAAGAUCAAAGUCGUGAGGAGAAAGUGCGCCAUCUCAAGGAAUGUCUUUCCAACAUUGGCGGUCGCAUCGACCAAGUAAUCGCGAACAAGACAGCUGCCGGGCAGGAUGCAGGGAAGUGGAAGAAGCAUUUGUGGAUUUUUACCACCUACUUCUGGCCACGAGAGCACGUUAGCUGGAAGAAACUCGAGGCGAUCUACUCCAAAAUGGCCGAGGCCGCACGUCCAACCGUAAAGCGAUCAUCUGAGUCUGCCGAUGUAGAUGAUCGUGAUGUGAAACGCCGCAAGCUCGGCGGUGACAAACCUAACGGCAGCGGCAAAGGCACGCCGAAAACAAAUGGACAUUCUGCAUCUGUGAAGAAAGAACCGAAGGUUAACGGACAUUGAUAUCCUGGCUCUGAGCUGCCCUCCCAACUCUUCGAAGUUGUUACAUAGGAUCCCUGUUGUACGUUGCAGGGCUGUAUUGUUUCCUUUCAGAUUUAUCUGGUUUUUUCACCCUUAAUGGUCUGAAUGCCUGUGGUGUAUAACGUGUAUUAUUACUGGUAUUGUGCAAUCAAUCUGCUCUAGCUGAGCCCCCUCUCAGACAGUUGGUGCACCGUGCACUCGUACAUCCUCGCAGAUUCCCCCAACAAUCUCAAUUCUGAAGAUAGGACCAUCGUGCGCUAAGCCUUCCAGUCGAACUGAACAAUAAUCUAUCGCAUCGCCCGCGUUGCCAAUAAGAUCGUCCAACCACUUCCUUCCCUUCUCGGGGAUCAUUCCAUCAUCCUCUCCCCACCAUGCUUCGAUAGUGACUUUAUCAUUUCUCUCCCCGUAGACCCUCGCGAUGUCUUCCCAGAUCUUGUGAUACCAGGCCUCAUUCACAGGUCCUCGACGACCUAGGCAUAGCAGGUAGUCCUGUGAGGUGCCUUGAAGUGACUCUGAUAUCGCACAACGAUAUAGUAGCUUGUCGACCUCCGGCGGUGCAGCGAAUUUCUUGUGAAAAGGCGGUUUAGGGUGGUACUUCUCGCCUUCCUUUCUGAACCGGUCCGGUAAGACCCACGCCUCGUCCUCUUGUUUCUCUUUCUCUCGUUUGUUGGGAAACAUCAGCCCGCUGGAGAAGGAGAAAGCAGAAUCCAUCCCCCUCAUGACUGGAAAAAGAGCGGGAAGGAUAUUGUGUUGUGUACCGACGAGGGAGGUAGGGAACAGCUGGAGGCCGAAUUGAGAAGAAAUCGAAGUGGGUACCCAUCCAGAGACCAUGUACACCCGUGGGGAUGGUCCAACAACGUCAGGGUAGUUGGCGAGGAGGUGGAACAUGUACAUAGCACCAGCCGAAUGCGAUAGCAGAGAUACAUUCUUGAUGCCCAAGUAUUCCAAUACGCUGACGGCAUGCUUACAGGAAAUGUCAAGCCUCUCUUCAGUCUUGCAUCUAUCUGUCCCGCCCAUGCCCGGACGAUCAACCGUGAUCAGCCUGACCCCCAUCUUCCUCACCAGCAGCUCUACGUUUGGUCCGCCAACAUAACGCGAGCAGAAAGACGGUGGACAAAACAAGAUCGCAGGUGUAUUGCUCGCUCCUGCCACGGAGAAAGAAACGCGCAUGUUGGUGCGGGGACAUUGGAUGAAUUGAUGAAAGGCGCCGUUUCCUACGAAGUCGAGAGCAGAUGUUAGGGAGGGUUCGUCGAAUAUCAGGGGCGGCAUCGUAGCCUCGUUGGACGCUCCGCCGACACCAAAGGGAAUAUCC
Molecule: messenger RNA, 5938 nt
Organism: Dacryopinax primogenitus
Lineage: Eukaryota; Fungi; Basidiomycota; Dacrymycetes; Dacrymycetales; Dacrymycetaceae
Exons: 16
Coding region: 223-4608 (1461 amino acids)
Biological process (GO): regulation of transcription by RNA polymerase II; nucleosome organization
Cellular component (GO): chromatin; nucleus
Molecular function (GO): ATP hydrolysis activity; DNA binding; ATP-dependent chromatin remodeler activity
Source: RefSeq, a predicted model, not a curated record